Molecule: messenger RNA, 5176 nt
Organism: Galleria mellonella (greater wax moth)
Lineage: Eukaryota; Metazoa; Arthropoda; Insecta; Lepidoptera; Pyralidae
Gene: Vps52
Product: vacuolar protein sorting-associated protein 52 homolog
Exons: 7
Coding region: 193-2184 (663 amino acids)
Biological process (GO): lysosomal transport; Golgi to vacuole transport; endocytic recycling
Cellular component (GO): GARP complex
Molecular function (GO): syntaxin binding
Source: RefSeq, a predicted model, not a curated record
UCUGCUGUCAUUCACUCAAGUGAGUCAAUGUGUGUGCCUGAAUUGAUUAUGUUGAAUUCACAGCUGCGUGAAGAAAUGCAAAAUAAACAUUAAAUUUUACCUUAAAAUAAUGGGAAUAGAAAGAUUAGCAUAUUACAGGUAUUGUUUAGAUUUUCCUUAAAAGGUUUGCGUAACAAUAAAUUAGUCAAGACAAUGGCGGACUCAAAAAAUAUCAAUGUUUUGGACAAAAAUUUGGAAGAAUGUGAAAUACAAGAAGUACUUAGAAAUGGCACAGACUUACGGGAAUAUGCAUUGCAAAUAGACAAAGGUAUAAAAGAAGCGGAGAAAAAUUCUAUCGCGGAUUAUUUAAAGGAAAGUGAGAAUAUAAGCUCACUCCACAACCAAAUUGAAGAAUGUGAUGGCAUUCUGGCCCGUAUGGAAAGUAUGCUCAUGGUGUUUCAAAAUGAUUUAGGAAGUAUUAGCAAUGAAAUAAUUAGCUUGCAGAAACGCUCUGUGAGUAUGUCUGUCCAAUUAUCUAAUAGACAAGUCUUAAAGGGUCCACUCUCAUCAUUUAUUGAAGACAUGGCUGUUUCAGAAACACUCAUUUUUGGUAUUAAUAAUGUACCUGUAACUGACAAAGAAUUUAUGGUCCAACUUGCAAUCUUAAAUCAAAAAUUAAAUUUUGUCAAAGAACAAGACUUUAAAGAAACCAAAGCCUGUCAUGAUGUUAAAGAUGUUUUAGAAAAGUUAAAAAUAAAAGCUGUAUCAAAAAUAAGGUCAUACAUUUUAGAACAAAUUUAUAAAUUUCGCAAACCAAUGGCGAAUUAUCAAAUCCCACAAAAUGCUAUGCUGAAAUAUAAAUUUUUCUUUGAAUUUGUCCUUGCUAAUGAAAGGAAUGUGGCACAAGAGAUAUGCAAUGAAUAUAUAGAUACUUUAGGCAAAGUAUAUUACUCUUACUUUAAAUCAUAUGCUUCCCGAUUAGAUAAAUUAAAAUAUGAAGAAACACCCACUAAAGAAGAUUUAAUGGGAAUCGAAGAUGGAUCUAAAGGUGGAUUUUUCCAAAAAUCAAAUCUUAAAAACAAAAGUACAAUAUUUACUAUCGGAAACAGGGGCGAUGUUUUAGCACAACAACUUGAAGCUCCAAUUAUAGUCCCACAUGUUCAACAAAAAACGAAGUAUUCCUAUGAAGCAUUGUUCAGAAGUCUUCAGUAUGCUUUAGUAGAUAAUGGCUGUAGAGAAUACUUAUUCACUACUGAAUUCUUUCAUGUAAAAGGCAGCCAUGCACAGGAACUGUUUGAUAGAAUUCUUGGAAAGACAUUAUCAUUACUUGUGAAAAAUGUGGAAAACUAUGUUUUAGAAUGUUAUGAUUCCCUUGCAUUGUUUUUAUGUAUACAACUUAUAAAUAGAUAUAGAUGGAUGUGUCACAAACGAGCUGUAGGUGCACUAGACAGCUACUGGGAUUCAUUACAAAGCACAUUGUGGCCAAGGUUAGAAUAUGUAUUAAAACUCAACAUUCAAAGUGUAAGAGAAUGUGAUCCAGCCAAAUUAUCUAACAAGGAAUUAGGACCUCAUUAUAUAACACGCAGAUACGCGGAGUUCUCAGCUGCAAUGCUUAGCUUAAGUGAACAAUUCCCAUCUGAAGAACUUAGUAAUCUCCUUUUAGUUCUCCAAGAUGAAGUUCAUUGUUUUCUUCUGAAAAUGGCAGCAGAAUUCCCACAGAGGAUACAGCAAUUAAUAUUUUUAAUUAACAACUAUGAUAUGGUACUAAGCAUUCUAAUGGAAAGAACUAGGGAUAACACGAAGGAAGCCGAAACUUUUAGAGAACAAUUGCAAGCAAGAAGUUCUGAAUAUGUUGAAGAAAUACUGAGCCCACAUUUUGGGGGGUUGAUGCAAUUUGUCAAAGAAGGAGAACAGUUGGCUGAAGGGGACAACAAAACUCAACUGGCGGCUAUGGAAAAAAAAUCUUUGUCUUUAGUAGCAUCAUUUAGCACUGGUUGGAAACAGAGUCUUGAAGAAAUUCACAGAGAAGUUCUUGUAUCAUUUCCCAAUUUAGUUACUGGGUCAGGAUUGUUACAAAUGGCCCUAACUAAUUUCGUUCAAUACUAUCAUAAAUUUGUCAAACUAUUAACACCAAAUGCCCGUACACAAUUAGUUAACAUUCAUGUCAUAAUGGUAGAAAUAAAAAAAUAUAAAACUAAUUUCUGAAAGAUUCAUAAAAAUAGAGGAAUACGAAUUUUAUACAUUUCAAAUCAAUUUUACUCGGCAAUAAAAAAGACCAACUUUAUUAAUAACAAAAUUUUGAUUAGUUUCUUAUUGGAUUUAAAAUGUUUCUUUCUGAAUUAACAUGAAGCAGUAAUGAAUACAUUAAUGUAUUUAUUACACGACUUGAAAUUAGUUCAAAAACGACAGAAAGUGCGUUUUUUCUUUAUUUGGAAGAAAAUAUGAAAAUGUUAGUUAUUUCUAUUCACCCUAAAUUGGGGUUUAAAAGAAACUGCAUACAGGAGAAUAGAAAAAUUGAUCAAGUAUGACAUCUUUAAAAUAGCAUAAGCAGAUUUUAUUGUUUUAAAAUUAAAAGUUCCCUAUUUAGAUCAUUAAAACCAAAUCUAUAAUCCUUGUCUAAUUGAAAAUACACAAAAAUACUGCAUGAAAUGAUUAACAUACAUUUUUUUUUCCUUUUGUAUUUAGUAAUCAAUAAAUUUGUAACAUAUUUACCGCCCAUUGUUGCCUCUUUAUCUUGCUUUUAUGUAUAUAUUUUUUUUUGUGUACUUUUACUCUUAAUCUUUAUAUUCAUUUUGUAAUAUUCUUUGAAGGGAACAAUAAAGAGUUUUCAUUCAUUCAUACCUUCACAUUUCAUUAAAUAUUGAGCUCGUUUACAAAACUGUUGCUGAAUUACUAAAGAAAAAUUGAUAAUUUUUUUGUCAAUUUUCAUUUUACCAACUCCAAGAAACUUAGGUAAACUAUUUUAAUUCAUUUAUUUUAUUUACAUUAUUAUGCCAUCUAUAAAAAUAAUAAAUACAGUAAAUUUUAAUAAGAAUCGACACAAAAGCGGCCUUAUUGCUAAGCAAUCUUCUAAACAAUGACAAAAAAAGACAAAGGAUAAUAUAUUAUACACACUUAAAAAAAGUCUAAGCAACACAUAAAUUUCAAUUUUACAAUGUGUUUUCGCAUUAAAUCAUUAGUAUUUUUUUAUUUAUAUAUUUUUUUUUAUAUUAACAAUUGAUUUUUUUUUAUUUAUUUUUUAAUAAUCUUAAUUAACAAUAACUACGAGUAAGUACCGUAUGUACGUAGUAAAAAGUAAGGUGCCUAAUCAACUAAACUUAAACUAAAAUUAAAUAAUUGUACAAAAAUUGCUUAAAAUUAAUACAAAGUAUGGCGAGAUUGACUUCUUCCCGCUUGCAACAUCCCUUUAACUCUGCAUCUCAUCUGCGUUCAAAUGACUUCGCUCCAUGACGUAAAAAAUGUCUCAAAAUCCAAAUAUAUUCAAAACUUUUUCAAAUUAUUGUUUCAAUCAUAAAAUUGAUGCAGAAUACUAAAUUUUAAUAAGCAAAGAAAACGCUAUAAAAUUCAAACAAAUGCAUUAAUUAAUUUUAAAUUUAAUUUGUGAAAAAAAAAUGAUACUCGAUUUUUUUUUACAACCAGCCAGUAUGUCCUCUAGAUCAAAAAAAUUUACAUAGGUAUUAUCUACUUGGUAAGAAAUGAUAGAAUAAUUUAUUAAUAAUUUAAAAUAGUAUGUGUUGCUUAGACUUUUUGAUGUGUGUAUAUACCUGUCCACUGCUGAACAUAGGCCACGCUUAGCAGCCGAAUUGGCAAUCACAGUAGCUUUGAUGAUGUUUUAAAAGGGACGCUGCUACCAUCCUUCGACCAUUAUAUAUACACAAACAAAUAUAUACAUAAAAUACACAUAAAUAACAACAAAUAGCCCUAUUCAAUAUAGGGGAGAAUAGGGCAAUGGCGGUCAGUUAAGGAAUUUUUGCAAUAAAAUCCAAAAUAUAAAUCACAGCUUUAUUAGGAACAUAACAUCGCAAUUCUACAUUAAAUGACUAUUAUAAUGUGAAAUCAAAACAAUAAUCUUUAGAGUUUUCAUCUAAUAAAUAUAAAAAUAAAAAAUAAUAGCUUUGACCACCAUUACCCACAAGUGAGGACAAUAGUGGUUAUGAUGUUAACAAUAAUGAUCAAAUACUUCUAACAUAUGUCACAUAUGUAUCCUGUAGCGGGAUCCCAACCAGUGCAAGCUGAGUGAGCCCAAAGCCCACAAAAAGUGCACCGGUACUAUACCUCGUUCUUUCGGCCGAAUGUUCCAUUAGCCAUAAGCCUUAAAGUCUUGUCUAAUGUCUCUGAAGACCAUGCAACCUUCUGAGUUUUUCUGGGUCGAUUUUUAGGCAUCUAAAACAAAUUGAUUAGAUUUAAUUAGAUUAUGACAGUCAUAAAAAUAUUGCAAUGGUGGUCGGUUGACCACGAUUACCCACAAUGGACUUUAUAGAAAAAAAAAUGUAACACAAACAAAUGCAUAUUUUAAUUUCAAAUUUACAUUACAACAUAAUAAUAAUAAACAGUUUCAAAUAAUAAGACAACGUUUACGUCGAAUAAAAAAUGUUUCACAGCUUACCUUGUUAAUUUGUUGCGACAUAAAAUUAUAUCAAGUUGACGCGAAAACUACAGAAACUUACUUUGUGCGAACGCAGCGUGCAGAAUGACGGCGGGAGGCGAUCCUCGGUCGCGAACAAUGAGGAACGUGACGUAAUACAGUGCACACGUGUAAAUGACCAUUCAUGCAUUAGUUAUGUGCGUAACCACCAUUGCCCACUGACCAUCAUUGCCCUAUCUUUCCCUACCCCGUUUUAUGGUACAAAAAAAAAGAUUAAAAAAUCAGUUGAGAUUUAACAUACAUAUUAAGAACUUUCUAAAAAUUGCUUCAAAAUAGUAUUAUAAAUAAUAUGUCCUUUAUUAUUAUUUAUAUGAAAUAAUGUCUUUUAAUGAUAAACAAAGUCAGUUGUGAACUAUAGAAUAAUUAGAUCAUAUAAGAAAUAAAAAAUUUAGUUAUUAAAUUAUUUCUUCAAUUGGAACUAAAUAAUUCACACUCCAAGCGUUCUUAGUUCGAUGUAUUUAAUUCUAGCAAAAUCGUCACUUAUCACAAGUUUAAUACUAUUGUAUCACAUUCAAUUGUAGAGAAUAUUAUAAAUACUAAAUUAUUAAUUAA